This is a messenger RNA of Schistosoma margrebowiei, 3669 nucleotides long. NCBI's taxonomy places the organism in Eukaryota, Metazoa, Platyhelminthes, Trematoda, Strigeidida, Schistosomatidae. The record is from the annotation of a GenBank genome assembly.
CAAAUCUUAAACAUCUGUUCGAUUCAUCGAGGAUACACAUAUAGGUAUAGGUAUACGAUCAAUCCUAAGCUUGACAAGAAUGUAAACUUUCAAGCAAACAUGAUAAUGGGGUGGAGAAAACAAUGGAAAAUCGUUCAAACGAGUAGCGAAUAAAUGAAUUGAAUGAGCAAUAGAUGAAUGAGUGAAUAAAUAAGAGAGUAAUGGUGGACAAAUUGAGUGAACCAUCACAAUAUUUAAAACUGUUUAAGUAAUUAAGUUAUUGAACGAAUAAAUACUAAUAAAAUGUGCACAAAUGUGUGUUGUAUGUAUGUAUAAAUAUUUUUGUAUUUACGUAUUAUCACAAUACAAGAUGUUAUUUAACACACGAAAACAUUCAUUUUCAUUUGAACUAUCGCUGACAUUCAUCUGUACAACAAAACUACUCGGAUUUGUACUCAUCAUUUGGAUAAUAAUCUUAACAGUAAAAAAAUACUUGUCCGAACUUAAAGAAAAUCUAAUACUAGUAUCUCAAUUUCAAUGUUAACUCAUACAGAAUCAAUAAUUAGUCCACUAAUUUGCCAUAAUUACAAUCUGUUUAAUAAACAAACUCACAUGUACCACCCUAUUAUAUCUGACAGUUCCACUCUACACAGUAAUCAAAUAGCCUCUUGUACAACUAUUCAUAAAAACAAUAACAGUGAUAGUAUUAACACUGCUAACAUAAACGAUAAUUCCAAUAGGAAUAAUUUACAUUUCAGAAAUAAGCCUGAUUACACAGAAAUAGAUGAGAUACGAACAUUGACAGCAUCAGAGUCAUUAAAGAACAUGUGUCAGUCUUUUGAUUUGAGAACAAAACAGCUGAAUAAUGGUAAUGAUAACAAUGAUCAUCGUCAAAGUAAUGAAUCGCAGUAUUAUCAGUCAAUGCAGUAUUUAAACUCAUGCCUAUUUAAGUCACUACAAUUAAAUUUCGCAUCAUCCAAUGAAGCGUGCCACGGCUAUAAUCAUCAAAACAAUGAAACAAAUGAGAAAAUUUCAUCGGAUUAUACAACAAACAAGUUAUCGCAUGCAUCAAGAAUGAGAAAUAAUGAAACUUUAAAAGAUAGUCUAUCAGCAUCAGCUAUUCCAGUCAGAACGUCACCAUCUCUGUCAACAUCCUUACCUGUUUCACUCUCAUCAUCUAGUAUACAUUCAUCAUUGUAUAGUGAAUCAAAUGGGGUCCAACUUCCAAUGAGCGAUUUAUUCUCUUAUAAACAAGGAAGAGAUGAAAUAUUUAAUAAACUUGAAACGGUGAAUGAAUCAGUAAAUGAAUGUCAGAAUUCUCUUACGGAAGAUCUCUCGCUUAUGUUGAAUUUCCCUGAUUCAAUUUCAGAUGGUAAUCAGUCUUCAAACCACUCAUUGAAUAAUAAUAAUAAUCACAUCAGUAAUAACAACAAUAUUAUCCAUCAUACAGAUGAAAUAAAAACCAACUUAACUUACACAAUUGAUCGAAUUUUGUUAUCGGAACGCGAAUCACCAAACUCUGAUUUGUUAUUGAGUGUAUCAAAUCACUUAACUAAUACACUGACAGAUUCAAGCCACACAAAAAAUUUAACUCAGUUUAAUUCCGAUAAUGUUAAUACUGGAAAUCAGAGUUACGUAAACAAUGAAUGGCUUUCUACUGACCAGUUAAUUAAUGGCUCUAAUUCUACUAAUAAUUGUAGACCAACACAACCAUUCUUUUCAUCUUCAUUGGCUGAACAGUCAUCAUUGUCUUCUUCGUCAUGUUCACAAACAGGUUUUCAGUUUUGGUUUAGUAUAUUUUAUAAACUAUGGUUGGAACAAUUCAAUCAAGUUCAAUCAAAACCAAUUGAUUUCAGUCAGUCUGUGUCAGGGAUGAGUUCGAAGAAAACAGAUGAAAUUCAGCUUAAAUCAUUUCCGUUUAGUAAUAACAUAAAUAUUCAUGCUGAUAACGGUAGUGAUAGUUUUCUAUUUAAUUCAUCAAUACAUCCUUCAGUGAAUACAUCGAAUGAUUUUCGGACGUUAGAAAGUUUUACAGAAAAUCUUUUUGUGAAACCGUCUCACAUGAAAGAGGAUUCUUAUCACCGAUCAGAUUCAUUGUCUUUAAACACUAAUUCUACACUGUCCCCUCAAUCAUGUUGCAUUACAAAUGAUGUCAACAACAAUAAACGUAAUCAAAACGAUAACUUGAAUGCUGACUCUGAAUACAAACAACAACCCUUAUACAGAAUGUGCGAAAAUGGUACAAAUCUAAAUACAGCACACUUUAGUGAUUUAAAAAAUAUUUCCCAGUCAGUUUCUCAACCUCCUCAAUCAAAAACGAGUAACAGUCCGGAUAAAAAUGAAUAUGAUUAUCCUCAUAACUUAUUUUCAUUUCAGAUGAAUAAAAUCACAACUCCUUGUAGUAAUCCUUUGAUGACAAUAUUAACACCAUGUACGAAGAAAUAUAGUGAGCACCACUAUAAUUACCCACUACCUACUUCAAGUCACUCUCUUCCUUCUCAAUCGAUAACAUCGACUGAAAACUCAAAAUACUCAGUAAAUGUUGUACACAAGUCAUCGAUUUUAUCUAACUAUAGAUUACAUUCAAACUAUUCAAGACUACGUGGAAAAUCCGUGAUUAGUGGUAACAUUUCAAACGAUAACUUACAACAACGUGGGUACCGAGCUUUACCAUUCCCAUUAACAAAACGCGAUGGUCGGAUGCAUUACGAAUGUAAUAUAUGUCGCAAAACUUUUGGACAAUUAUCUAAUUUAAAAGUGCAUUUACGUACACAUACAGGUGAAAGACCAUUCCGUUGUGAUACAUGCCAUAAGGGCUUUACACAGUUAGCUCAUUUACAGAAGCACAAUUUAGUACAUACCGGUGAAAAACCACAUCAAUGUACAGUGUGCGGGAAACGUUUUAGCAGCACAAGUAACUUAAAAACACAUUUGCGACUACAUAGUGGUGAAAAACCAUUUGCGUGUAAGUUAUGUACAGCCAAAUUUAGUCAAUUUAUUCAUCUAAAAUUACAUCGGCGUUUACACGCAAACGAAAGACCAUUUAUCUGCCCAAGAUGUCAUCAUAAAUUUCUCGAUUCAAAAGGACUGAAGCAACACUGGAGACGAGGAAUCUGUUAUUCUUGUGAAGAAUUACCUCCAGGUAACUGGAGUGAUAUGGAUGGUGAUGAGGAUGUUACUGAAACUCAAGUCAGAAAAACACCCUCAGUAAGUUCCAGUAAUCACCGACAACAACAGCACAAGCGUUCAAAUAGAAUUUGUGAUGUGGACAUUACGGAUGACAGUGAUAUUAGCCACAUUACUUCCACUACUACUGAUAAAGGAACUAUUAAAAGACGCCAUUUUCCCACAAAUAUGAUUCCAAUGUAUAUAGCACCAUAAAAAUGUGAAAGGGAUAUACCUCUAGUUCCUAGGUGUGAUAAUUCUGUGAAGGUUAUCGAAAUUGUCAUGAAUACUUCAAAACAGAUUUUUAACUUACACUGAAAUUCUAAAUGACACGGGUACACCUUUUUAAAAAUAUGGCUGUGUAACAUAAAAACAUAUUUUCAAUUCUUGAAAGAAAGACAAAACUUUUCCAAUCUUAUAUAGCUAAACAAAUAAUAUAUUCAAAUACCUAACUGUAUAUUAUUUAAACUAGCAAACACUUGCGUAUAUUGUGUAAUUUUGGAGUGAAAUAUAGUAUAUUUUGUU